AUGAUGAACCCCACCACCACCUUCUGCUUCCUCCUCCUCUGCUUCCUCUUUCCCCCCAUCCCCGUCGCCAUCCUCUACGGUUUCGGCAACGCGCUCCUCCUCAACAUCCUGCUCUGCCUCCUCUGCUGGCUGCCGGGCGUCGUGCACGCCCUGAUCCUCGUCCUGAUUCAGACGCCGUACUAUCAGGGCCGCGCAGAUUAUCGGCGGGGGUAUUAUUCGAGGCACCAUGUGGGCGCCGCGCCGUUGGUGGUCGUACCGGUGGCGUCCCCGUGGCCGCGGGUGGGGAGGAUGAGGAGGUAUCGGCCGAGGAGGGUGUAUAGGGCGAGGAUGGGGAGGUAUCGGGUGAGGACGGUGAGGAGGUCUCCUUUAUUUACACUCCCACUCCGCGCCAACCACGCGACCCACCCUGCCUCCACCUCUCAACCUCCCACCCCCACUCCCCCGAACCCCUCCUCCAAGAUGCUCGACUGGACCGACGUCCUCAUCCAACUCAGCAUCACCCUCAGCACCUUCUUCUUCCCCCCCUCGGGCAUCAUCUUCUCCCAAGGCGGCUGGGGCCCCGACGCCCAAUGGAACACCCUCCUCACCCUCCUCGGCUACUACCCGGGCCUCAUCCACAGCUUCAUGGUGCAGACCGCGACUCCGAACCCCGUGCUCGGCCGCCGCGCGCUGCCGAUUCACGUGAAGUGCGUGCGGAUGGGGAAGCGGGAGUUUCGGAUUCGCGCAUUGGAUCGGGUGGAGGGGACGGCGUUUAGUGAGGUGAGUGAGGCGAAGGGGGUUGGUUGGUUUGGUGUGGAUGGCGGUUUGCUGAUGGGGAUGGGAUAG
Molecule: messenger RNA, 825 nt
Organism: Eremomyces bilateralis CBS 781.70
Lineage: Eukaryota; Fungi; Ascomycota; Dothideomycetes; Eremomycetales; Eremomycetaceae
Exons: 2
Coding region: 1-825 (274 amino acids)
Cellular component (GO): membrane
Source: RefSeq, a predicted model, not a curated record